Messenger RNA from Gaeumannomyces tritici R3-111a-1, 1479 nucleotides. RefSeq lists its product as hypothetical. The transcript has a single exon. Gene Ontology annotation, biological process: proteolysis. The coding region runs from base 32 to 1381 and encodes 449 amino acids. The record is from RefSeq and is a predicted model, not a curated record. Gene Ontology annotation, molecular function: aspartic-type endopeptidase activity. Lineage: Eukaryota; Fungi; Ascomycota; Sordariomycetes; Magnaporthales; Magnaporthaceae.
UGUCGACAACCGCACAUUUAGGGGACCACAAAUGCCUUGCCUUUCCCAGGCUUUCGUCGCGCUCGCGGCCUUGAGCGCCGCCGCCGCCACCGCCAAUCCUUCGGUCAGGCGGCAGCCCGAUGGCGGCGGCUUCACCCUCCACCAGGUUGCCAAGCCGGCCAGGCGGGACCUGGCCCAGGUCCAGAGCGGCCCCUGGUCAGUCUACAUGACCCACCUCCGCUACGGUGCCGACGUGCCCGCCGAGCUGGCCGCGGCGGUCGAGGGCGGCAGCGGCUCGUCCGGGAGCCUGACCAGGAGGCAGGGGACGGCCAACUCGCCCAACUCGCGCAACGACACCGAGUGGCUCACGCCCAUCCAGAUCGGGAGCCCGCCCCAGACGGUGCACGUGCAGAUGGACUCGGGCUCGGCCGAGUUCUGGGUCUACGCCGACGGCGUCAAGGCCGAGAACCACUCCCUCUACCGCCCGGCCAGUAGCACGACGGCGAACCUUAUACCCGGCCUCACGUGGGCCAAGAGCUACGCCGCCGGCGACUCGGCCUCGGGGACAGCCGCCUACAGAGACGUGGUGCGGGUGGCCGACGGCGUCGUGGUGCAGGACCAGGCCGUCCUGCCUGCCACCAACGCGACGCCCAACUUCGUCACGAGCCCCUACGACGGCAUCAUGGGCCUCAGCCUGGACCCGUUCGACGCCACGCGGCCCGCCAACGCCACGCGGCCCAAGAACUUCUUCCAGGCCAUCAAGGCGUCGCUGCCCGAGCCCGUCUACGCCGCCGACCUCAAGAUGGGGCGGGCGGGCCUCUUCGACUUUGGCGUCGUGCCGCCGGGCCGGUACAAGGGCGACGUCCUCUGGGUGCCCGUCAACCAGUUCCCCGUCCGGGGCGAGGCGUACACGCGCUGGAACGUCACGCUGGCGGGCUACGCCGUCGGCGGCGGUGGCGGUGGCGGUGGCGGCAGCCCGCCGCUCGAGUUCAACGAGAGGCGCUUCGACACCGUCGUCGACACGGGCACCACCAUCAUGUACCUGGACGAAGUCGUGGUGCGGGACCUGUACGCGCGGGUGCCGGGCGCGCGCGUCGACGCGCCGUCGGGCGGCUGGGUGUUCCCCUGCGACGCGGCCGUGCCGGACCUGUCGCUCGCCGUCGACGACGGCGUCGGCGGCGCCAUGGCCAGGAUGGUGACGAUACCGGGCAGCUACGUCAACUUUUCCGUCAACGAUGCCGCGAGGAACGAGUGCUUCGGCGCCGUGCAGGAGUCGCUCACCUCCCUGGGCCAGAAGAUCUCCAUCCUGGGCGACGCCGCAAUAAAAGCCGCCUAUGUCAUCUUUGAGGACGCCCGGCCGGCGAGAGACCCCAGGGUUGGCUGGGCCGUCAAGGACUUGUAGACUAGAGCGUGUUUCGUGGAAUGGGUUCGCUUGUGUGAGGAUGACUGUGUAUAGAUGUAUACCUAUUUCUGUGCUUUAUCGACCCCUUUUACUGUGUA